AUUAGAAUAUUUACUUAAUAAGUGGAGUUUUAAACUGUAUUUCUCAUGUAUUUUAGUGAAUCUCAUAUUAACUUAUUAGGUUAUACUUUUUGAUAAAUAAUUUAGGUUAGACUUAGGUAAGAUAAGUACGUAUUAAACUGGGAUGAAGAUAAAACAAUGCCAAAACAAACGGACACGCUUCAGCUGAUGAUAGAUUUAAUUUUGCCAAUAGUAUAAACCAGUUACGCCUUUUUAUAGAACAACUCUGCCAUACUUGAUAAUUCAUACACUCUAUCUCUUCUCUCUCUCAAUCUCUCAAAAGAUCUCCGGUAACGUUUUAACGUCGGUGAAAAAAUGCGGAAGUUAACGGCGGUUAAUUCACUACUGAAACGGAACAAUUAUCUUCUUCCGCGCCAUGGCUCCUCACAAACAGCAGCUCAGAGAACAUCCUCCGUCCGCGAGACCGAGACCGAAACAAAACUUCCGAAAAUGCCCCCGUUCAAUUAUUCUCCGCCGCCUUACGACGGUCCAUCUACGGCAGAGAUCAUCGCAAAGCGGCGAGAGUUCCUCAGCCCCGCUCUUUUUCACUUCUACAACACACCCUUAAACAUUGUGGAGGCAAAGAUGCAGUAUGUGUUCGACGAGAAUGGACGUCGAUAUUUAGAUGCCUUUGGAGGAAUAGCGACGGUUUCGUGCGGCCAUUGCCACCCGGAAGUAGUUAACUCCGUCGUCAAACAGUUGAAACUUAUUAACCACUCCACCAUCCUUUACCUUAACCACACCAUCUCCGAUUUCGCUGAAGCCCUUGUCUCCACUCUUCCGGGAGAUCUCAAGGUGGUGUUUUUCACGAAUUCGGGUACGGAGGCGAAUGAACUUGCGAUGAUGAUGGCUAGACUGUAUACAGGAUGUAACGACAUCGUUUCGCUUAGGAACUCUUAUCAUGGAAACGCAGCUGCUACUAUGGGUGCCACUGCUCAGUCCAACUGGAAAUUCAACGUCGUUCAGAGUGGAGUUCAUCACGCCAUAAAUCCAGAUCCUUACAGAGGAAUAUUUGGAUCCGACGGUGAAAAGUACGCGAGUGAUGUACACGAUCUUAUCCAAUUCGGAACGUCCGGUCAAGUCGCCGGUUUCAUUGGCGAAUCAAUCCAGGGUGUUGGAGGAAUCGUAGAGCUUGCUCCCGGAUACUUACCGGCGGCUUACGACAUCGUGAGGAAAGCCGGAGGAGUUUGCAUCGCCGAUGAAGUCCAAUCCGGUUUUGCUCGUACCGGAACCCAUUUCUGGGGGUUUCAAUCCCAUGGUGUUAUCCCUGACAUCGUCACCAUGGCCAAGGGGAUCGGUAACGGUAUACCACUUGGAGCGGUUGUGACGACACCGGAGAUUGCCGGCGUUUUAAGCCGUCGGAGUUACUUUAAUACUUUCGGCGGAAAUCCAAUGUGCACGGCCGCAGGACACGCAGUACUUAGAGUCCUUCACGAAGAGAAGCUCCAAGAGAAUGCUAACCUCGUUGGCUCACAUCUUAAACGUAGACUUACGCUACUCAAAAACAAAUACGAACUCAUUGGAGACGUGAGAGGGAGAGGAUUGAUGCUAGGAGUUGAGUUUGUCAAAGACCGCGACUUAAAAACUCCUGCAAAAGCAGAGACCCUUCAUUUAAUGGAUCAAAUGAAAGAAAUGGGAGUGUUGGUGGGGAAAGGUGGAUUCUAUGGGAAUGUCUUCAGAAUCACUCCUCCUCUCUGCUUCACCCUCUCCGACGCUGAUUUCCUCGUGGAUGUGAUGGAUCACGCCAUGUCCAAGAUGUGAUUUACUAUCUUUAUCCGUUCUCUAAUGAUCACUCACCCUUGUAUGUGUAUAUAAAUAACACAAUACAUCAUAAAGUAGAAUUACAAUUGGUGUUUACCGAAAUAUAUCACAGAUGCAAGUAUAUGUAACUAAAUGUACAGUACUGUAUACACUUGAUAGAAUCUACAAAUAAAUAAAAAACUCGCUGCUAAUGAUAUUCCACAAAUACAUAUAUUGAUCCGAAGUUUCGAGUUUAGAGUAAAACUUGAAUGAUACACCUGUGGGGCAAAACAGUUGGUCAUCAAAGACGAGGAAGUGGUAGAAAUGGCGGCGCCGCGGCGGAGUAGGAAAACGAUGUCCGGAGAGCUGUCCUGAUCGCGGAAACGAGACUCGUCAGCACGAAUAUAAGUUCUUCAAGUAUGCAUAGUGUCUUUCUUAUCAUCGAAUCUUCUUGUUUUCUCGAUGCGAGAUUCCCAAGUGAGAGAGAGGGAGUUGUGAUAUUUUUCUGCUGACUUUUAGAUAUAUAUGGCCUUUGAUAAUGUUAUUCAGACAAACAAAGUGUCAGCUUGAUGUUUG
This is a messenger RNA of Arabidopsis thaliana (thale cress), 2334 nucleotides long. RefSeq names its product PYRIMIDINE 4 (gene PYD4). Gene Ontology annotation, cellular component: mitochondrion. The transcript is spliced from 9 exons. NCBI's taxonomy places the organism in Eukaryota, Viridiplantae, Streptophyta, Magnoliopsida, Brassicales, Brassicaceae. Bases 334 to 1779 code for a protein of 481 amino acids. The record is from RefSeq and is marked reviewed. Gene Ontology annotation, molecular function: pyridoxal phosphate binding; L-alanine:glyoxylate transaminase activity.